Molecule: messenger RNA, 2064 nt
Organism: Laetiporus sulphureus 93-53
Lineage: Eukaryota; Fungi; Basidiomycota; Agaricomycetes; Polyporales; Laetiporaceae
Product: carboxyl transferase
Exons: 12
Coding region: 19-1797 (592 amino acids)
Biological process (GO): L-leucine catabolic process
Cellular component (GO): mitochondrion; methylcrotonoyl-CoA carboxylase complex
Molecular function (GO): methylcrotonoyl-CoA carboxylase activity
Source: RefSeq, a predicted model, not a curated record
GUCCGCCCACGUGGCGAAAUGCGGGGUAAUGUGAUCGACGGACAUGUCCCCCCGCGUCGACUCUGCUCGCUCGUCGACGUGUGCAACAGGGAUCUCUAUCGUCCUAAUAUCAUGCGGCCACCAGUGCUAAGUCUACGCUCGAUACGCCGGCCGUGUCGCUGGCGAGGCCCACAAAGAACCUACCACUCGUCGGUCUUGCCGUCACUGUUUUCUACUUCGACCCCGGACUUCCAGGCUAAAGCGGAGGCUAUGGACGCGUUGGUCGCAGACGUUGACGCGAAGAUGGCGACGGUACGGCUGGGCGGCGGCGAGAAGGCAGCCCAGCGCAUGAGGAAUGCCGGUAAGAAGCUUCCGCGAGAAAGGCUGUCUCUCUUGUUAGAUCAACACUCCCCAUUCAUUGAAUUCUCGCAGCUCGCUGCAUACGAUGUCUACCCUGAGGCUGUUCCUGCCGCAGGCAUCAUCACUGGCAUCGGUCGCAUAUCUGGCCGUGAGUGCGUCAUAGUGGUUAACGACGCGACAGUGAAAGGCGGAUCGUACUACCCGCUUACGGUGAAGAAGCAUCUGCGUGCACAAGAAAUAGCUCGAGAGCAUGGUUUGCCGUGCGUGUAUGUCGUGGAAUCUGGCGGAGCAGCACUGCCCCACCAGGCUAAUGUUUUCCCAGACAAGGAGCACUUCGGCCGUAUAUUCUACAAUAUGGCUCAUAUGUCCGCAUUGGGCAUCCCACAACUUGCCAUCGUACAUGGCAUAUCUGUUGCGGGCGGCGCGUACGUGCCAGCGAUGGCGGACGAGAACAUCAUUGUGCGUGAGCAGGGCCGUAUAUUCCUGGCUGGACCUCCUCUAGUUAAAGCAGCCACGGGAGAGGAGGUUGAUGAUGAAGCGCUCGGUGGCGGCCAAAUGCAUUCGUCCGAGAGUGGAGUUACAGACCAUCUAGCGAGAGACGAUGAGCACGCAAUCGUGAUUGCCCGCGGUAUCGUCAGCGACCUUGGUAAGGCUGGUGGCCAGGAGGUGCCCCCGCCUGUAUCUCCACAGGACCCAUUGUACUCGGCAUCAGAGUUGCAUGGCAUUGUUGGCACUGACCUCCGGCAAGCAUUCGAUAUGCGGGAUGUUAUUGCUCGUAUCGUCGAUGGGAGUCGCUUUCGCGAGUUCAAGAAGGAGUACGGUACAACCAUAGUAACGGGAUUUGCCCACAUUCACGGAUAUCCCACAGGCAUUGUUGCCAACAACGGCAUCCUCUUUUCGCAGUCCGCAUUGAAGGCGACACAUUUCAUGCAGCUGUGCUCCCAGCGUCAGAUCCCAUUGUUGUUCCUCGUGAACGUCACUGGAUACAUGGUAGGUUCGAAGGCGGAGCGAGGGGGCAUCGCGAAGGACGGCGCGAAGAUGGUCCGCGCUGUCGCCUGUGCAGACGUUCCGAAAUUGACCGUUAUCGUGGGCGGUAGCUAUGGUGCUGGAAACUAUGGCAUGUGUGGACGAGCGUACUCGCCGCGGUUCUUGUGGAUGUGGCCAAACGCGAAGGUCUCUGUGAUGGGUCCGGGACAACUCUCACAAGUGAUGGCCACCGUCUCUAAGGAUCCGUCCAAACACGCAUCUCUCAAGGCGGACAUUGAAGAACAGUCGACUGCUUUAUACGCAUCGGCUCGUUUGUGGGACGAUGGGAUUAUCAAACCUACGGAUACCCGUGAUGUGGUCGGCCUCGCACUGGCUCUCUCUGCGAGAAAGCGAGGCCAGGCUUCCGUAGGAAACGGGUCUCCAACAACCUGGGAUGGCGACGCUAAGGGCUUCGGCGUUUUCAGGAUGUGAACAUUGCUCACGAAUGCUGCCCAGAACGUUUUCCUCGGGAACUUUGCAUCAGAACUGAAUGAAUUGUAUAAGUAUCUAUCAAAUUCCACCGCUAAUGUUUGUAUAACAACAUAGUCGGUUUUGACAUUGAUUUAUGAAUGCCUUCGCUUCCGAUUUUGUACAGAAUCGCCAUCGACAUCCAUUGCAUCUUCUCUAUGGCGCUUCGUAGAAAUGCUUGUAGGCGCUGCAGGUAACACAGGGCCGGUCCAUGCAUUGAGUUUGGAAUCC